AAGCCCGAAAUGGCAACACUGCACGCGGCUCCACCCAACGACUGACAACGACCUCUGCAUCAACGCAUGUUUGCGCCCGCCCGAACAUCCCCACCCUUCUAGCAUCCAUGGAGCUGCGGUAAUAGAAGAGCAGCCAACAUAGACGUUGAGCACCACCCAGCAUGGACGACCUUCUCGGCGAGGACUGGCAGAAGCCGGCGAAGCCUGCGCCUACCAUACCCCCCAACACCACCGCGUUCGCCAACAACUACAGCAGCCUGCGAGCGAGUCCAGCGCUCCCGCUCUCCGGCAAUGCAUCCCCCGCCAAUCUCAGCCGGCCCUCGAGCACCGUCAAUGGCGCCAAAGCACCAACCAACGACUCGUUCGGCAACCUACUGCCUCUCAAGGCGCAAAAGGCGGGAAGCAGCUUGUCCAUGCAAGAGCGGCAGAAGCAAUUGAUGGAGGAGAAGCGGCGACAGCACGAGCAGCAGGCCCAGCUAUGGGAUCGGCUAGACAGUGGGAAAUCAACCCCGGACAUCAGACAGUCCUCCCCAGCAGCGCAGGAAAGCGAGGACGACAUCUUGGCUGCUUUCAAUAAGAAUGCACCUGUCAACAAGGCUACUUACUUCUCUCCGCCGCCACCUUCAGAACAGGUCAGCCGGAAGGGCACACCCUCGCUGUCGCAGCCGCCGGUCACCACCGGAUUCGACGAUGAUGACGACACGUUUGGGUUGAACGAGCUGGCCCGCAGAAACAAUGGACGGAGAGUUGCGCAGACUAUUCCCAAGGGCGAUGAUGAGGAUGAUGUAUUGGGAGACCUGGCAAGACCUGUAACGCAACGUCCACAACCAGCUCCGCGACACUCUCUGGACGAGCCUAUGCUUCAGGGGGAUGUUCAUUCAGCGAUGCCACCAGAAGAUGAGCUGCAUGGAGGCGAAGAGGAUCGUGCAUUGGCAGAACUUAUCGACAUGGGCUUCCCCGCAGACACCGCGCGGAUAGCAUUGGCGGAGAGUGGAGGCAAUGUUCAGCAUGCCGUGGGGUAUCUUUUGCAGCAAGCCCACGAAGAAUCUCGCCAGCAGGCUCGGGAGGACAGCUCUCGCAACAGCAGCAGAGGACCUCAACCAAGACGUGAGCAAGCAGGCCGCGAUCCAACGCCCUCUUGGAUGAGACAGGGAGACAGCUUACCUCCGAGACGGCCGGAAGGUGACCAACACACGAAUGGAGACCGAGAUCCCGCGCAAGUAGCACAGGAAUAUGGAGCCAAAUUCUUCAAGUCGGCAAAUGCCCUAUGGAAGGCAGGGCAGAAGCAGGUGGCGAAGACGGUGGCCGACUUUCAACAGCAAGACGGAGAGUCGACUCAGCCGAGAUGGAUGCGCGACCCAAGUACAGAAUCCGGCGGACGACUGACCAGCCAGAGAAGACCGGUCGACCCCGCCGCCAAAGUAUCACCGAGCGUGGACCUCACAGAUGAAGCAGCGAUGCUUGAUGCACCACGCCAGCGACCCCCCAAACCACCGCGGCCAUCCGCCUCUGCACAAGCGGUUGAUGAUCAGGGCCGACGAUCCUCACCGCCCGUGGAGUCGCUCCCUCAGAGACCAGCAGUACAGGCAAGACCUCGGCCUGUGCAAACACCGCCAAUCGGAUCAGACAGACGCCCAACAACCAAACUCAGCAGACAGGACGUCGAGGAUCAGACCGCACAGGCCUAUAUCAGUCCUGCUCGGCGGAAGAAGACGACUCCAAUUCCCGAGCCGGCGCCUGAGCCAGAAGUCGACCUUUUCAGCCCAGCUCCGCCCAAGACAAGCUCGCCAAUACCCACACCUGCGUCCAGCAAACCCUCUCCAGCACGACCCGCCUCUCGGUCAUCACCAGCACCGCCAAAGCUCUCCAUCCCUCAGAGAAAUAUCCCCUCAAUCUCCCCAUCCGCUCUCGCAGCAUCCGCCACCCAUCGCAAAGCAGGCGGCGAGCACUUCAAACGCGGCGAUUACGGCGCCGCGCACGACUCCUAUACCGCCGCUCUGACCCCCCUCCCCUCUAAUCACCCCAUCGCAAUCAUAGUUCUCAGCAAUCGCUCCCUAACAGCCCUAAAAACCGGCGACGCCAAACAAGCCAUCACCGAUGCCGACCGCGCGCUAGAGAUCAUCGGCCCAGGCCAAGGCCAAGGCGAGACCAUCGAUCUCGGGUCGGGGGAGGGCACGAAAGAAAUGAAGGAGUUCUACGGCAAAGCGGUGAUGCGCAAAGCAGAAGCUCUCGAACACCUGGAGAAGUACGCCGAUGCGGCAGUCGUAUGGCGCCUAGCCAUUGCAGCCGGCGCAGGCGGGUCAGUAAGUCUAAGCGGCCGCGACCGCUGCGACAAAGCCGCAGGCGGCGCAUCGAAAGCGGCCGCCGCCCCAAAAACCGUUCCACCUCGCACCAACAAACCCGCCUCCCGCCCCUCACCAUCGAAACCCCAAAACAACACCUUCACGCGCCCCUCCGCCUCCUCCAACUCCGCCGUCGCCAAGUUGCGACUCGCCAACGCCGAAGCAGAGCGCGCAGACGACGAGAAGUUUGCGCUCUCCGACGCCGUGGAUGCGCGGCUGACGGCGUGGCGAGGCGGCAAGACGGACAAUCUGCGCGCGCUGCUGUCGACUUUGGAUGCGGUGUUGUGGGCCGAGGCGGGGUGGAAGAAGGUUGGGAUGGGCGAUUUGAUUGUGCCUGGGAGGGUGAAGGUUGUGUAUAUGAAGGCUAUUGCGAAGGUGCAUCCUGAUAAGAUUCCGCAGGAUGCAACGACGGAGCAGCGCAUGAUUUCCGGCGCGGUGUUUGCUACGCUGAAUGAGGCCUGGGACAAAUUCAAGACGGACAACCAGCUUUGAUUCGGUGUUGAACUCAGCGAGGCGCUUGGGUAUCUCGAGGAGCAUUGGGAGAGACAGAGCGUGCUAUGCUCAUGCCCCUGGGGAUCAUCUAACAAGGUCACGGAUCUACAGAAAGAUAGACACUUUGGCUCGAUACUCUUACAUUGAAGAUGCAAUUUAUGUAUACACACGA
Molecule: messenger RNA, 3006 nt
Organism: Neohortaea acidophila
Lineage: Eukaryota; Fungi; Ascomycota; Dothideomycetes; Mycosphaerellales; Teratosphaeriaceae
Exons: 2
Coding region: 162-2834 (890 amino acids)
Biological process (GO): clathrin-dependent endocytosis; clathrin coat disassembly
Cellular component (GO): vesicle; cytoplasm; intracellular membrane-bounded organelle
Molecular function (GO): clathrin binding
Source: RefSeq, a predicted model, not a curated record